CUUCCACGAACAUCUGCCAUUUUGAAAAUUUUACAAACUUCAGCAAGCACACGUGCCCGGCAAGGGAAAUCCAAACUUUUACUUGAUAUACAAAACUUUUAAAAAAAAUGUCCGUUGUUGGAUUUGAUGUUGGUAAUCAGUCUUGUUUUAUUGCUGUUGCGAAAGGAGGAGGAAUCGAGACAAUAGCCAAUGAAUACAGCGAUAGACGUACACCUUCAUAUGUUUCAUUUGGCGAUAAACAGCGCUAUAUAGGAGUCUCGGCCAAGAAUCAGGAGAGAACUAACGUAAAGAACACUGUCAGUCAGUUCAAGCGGUUGAUUGGAAAACAGUUUUCUGAUCCUGAAGUCCAAAAUGAAUUUCACACUCGCAUGAUUCCUCAUGAAGUGUGUGAACUUCCAGAUGGAAAAAUUGGAGUCAAGGUCCAAUAUCUUAAGCAAGAAGGUGUUUUUACUCCAAAACAAGUUAUGGCAAUGCUGCUAACUUAUUUAAAAACUACUGCUGAGUCAGCUCUAUCAACCAAAGUGGCAGACUGUGUGAUCUCGGUUCCAUGUUUUUAUACUGAUCAACAAAGAAGAGCAAUGUUAGAUGCUGCAUCUAUUGCUAGUUUGAAUUGUCUGAGGCUAAUGAACGAAACAACUGCAGUUGCAUUAGCUUAUGGAAUUUAUAAGCAAGAUCUCCCUGAAGAAAGUGCAAAAUCAAGAAAUGUUGCCUUUAUUGAUUUUGGUCAUUCUUCACUCCAAACAUCAAUUGCAGCUUUCAAUAAAGGAAAACUGAAGAUUUUGACAACAGCUUCAGAUUCUAGUCUUGGUGGUCGAGAUUUUGAUGCAAAACUUGUUGAAUAUUUCUGUGAUGAUUUUCAGAGUCGAUAUAAGAUCAGUGUGAAGCAAAAUAAAAAAGCUUAUCUUCGACUUGAAGCAGAAUGUGAGAUUGAAAAGGUUAUGAGUUCCAAUGCAGUUGAAAUCCCUAUGGCUAUUGAUAAUUACAUUGAAGACAAAGAUGUUACUGGUAGAAUGAAGAGAGAAAAUUUUGAAGAAAUGUGCUCAGAGUUACUGAUUAGAGUUGAGAAUUGUUUGAAGCAGCUCCUUGAAAGAUCAGGAUUGAAGAAAGAAGAUAUUGAUGCUGUGGAAAUUGUUGGAGGAUCAACUCGCAUUCCUGCUGUAAAAAAUAUCAUUCGCAAAGUGUUUUGUAAAGAAAUCAGUACAACAUUGAACACUGAUGAAGCAGUUGCCAGAGGAUGCUCUUUACAGUGUGCCAUGUUAUCCCCAGCUUUUCGUGUUCGAGACUUUAAUGUGCAAGAUGUGACGUCAUAUCCUUUGAACCUUACCUGGGACUCUGUUGGCGGAGAGGAUUCUGGGUCGAUGGACGUGUGCGAUUUUGGUCAUACCUUUCCUUUCAUUAAACAGUUAACUUUCUACAGAAAAGAAGCAUUUGAAGUGAAAGCGUUUUUAAAAGGGGAAAAUUUAGAUGUGUUGAUAGGACGGUUUGUCGUAAAGGGUGUGGCUCCAACCGUAGAAGGAGAAUCAUCAAAGAUCAAAGUGAAAAUUCGUAUGGAUAUUCACGGCAUCUUUUACGUAUCGAAGGCGCAAAUGAUUGAAAAUUUACCGCCUAACGAGGAAACUGACAAUGAACCAAUGGAAACUGCGCCGUCAGAACAAGAUAAAAAUGAAAGCAAUGGAGAGACGACCCUUCCUAAUGGCGAGACAAACGUAGCCCAGAAUGAAGAUGGACCUGUUGUGAAAGAGGAUGAGACUCAGCAACCCAUGGAUACUGAUCAGGGGUCAAAUAAAAAUGUUGAGCAAGACGGAACCACUAAUCAGGAGGAAUCUAUGUCUGAAGCUACGCCUGAAGUAAGUUCGGAAAAGGAAAACCAAGAGAAGAAAUCUGAACAAAAAAAAACACCCAAGAAGAAAAAACCAAACACAAAGACCGUUGAUCUGAAAAUUGAGCAUUUUGUGUCUUCUUUGUCGCAAGCUGAACUAAAUAAAGUAAUAGAACGUGAGAAUGAACUAAUAUCUCGUGAUCGACAAGAGAAAGACAGAGUUCAAGCUAUGAAUUCACUAGAAGAAUAUGUGUUGCAAACUCGAAAUAAAUUAUACGCUGAGUAUGAGAAAUUUAUCACGGAUGAGGAGAGAGAAUCAUUUACGAAGAAGUUAACUGACGCCGAAGAUUGGUUAUAUGAUGAAGGAGAAGAUCAAAUUAAGAGUGUUUUUAUGGAAAAGCUGGAGUCAUUGAAGAAAAUCGGUGAUCCUGUUGCUCUCCGUUACGAUGAAGCAAGAACAAGACCUCAAGCAUUAGAAUCUCUUGGUCAAGAAAUUCAACUGUGUCAAAAAUUAUUGGAUUUAUUUAAUCAAAAGGACGAGAAAUAUGAGCAUUUAGAGGAAGCCGAGGUUCAAAAAGUUGUCAAUGCUGUCAAGGAGAAAAGUGUAUGGCUGGAAGGAAUGUGGAAUAAAAUAAAUGGACAAGCCCUUUAUGAACCCCCAGUAGUUUUGACAACAUCUAUCCAAAAGGAAAAACAGAAAUUAGAAGAUAUCUAUAAACCCAUCUUUAAUAAACCAAAACCAAAACCUAAAGAAGAACCACCGAAAGAUGAAAAGAAGGACGACGAAAAUAAAAUGGAAAACACACAGACUGAUACAGCUAAGGAAGAAAUGAAAGAGAACAAAGAAACUACGCAAGAAACUGCGCAAGAAACUGAGCAAGAAACUAAGCAAGAACCUAAGCCGGCAAAUGACAUGGACGAUUGACUGAAAUGUUCAAGCAACAAUCUUAUGUUGAAAGCUUUGCGCACACCUUUUGCUGUUUUUGCAUAUAAAUUAAUUCGUUUUGCAGCUCGUUAUAAUUCUUGGCAAACUCUUCUUAUCCUGCUUUCUAAUAUUUGCGAAUUGCUUCAAGAAAAUGCUUUUGAAUUGGCUAAGGAAAAACUUAAUAAUAAAAUUGAUUGCAAUGUCA
Molecule: messenger RNA, 2949 nt
Organism: Xenia sp. Carnegie-2017
Lineage: Eukaryota; Metazoa; Cnidaria; Anthozoa; Malacalcyonacea; Xeniidae
Product: 97 kDa heat shock protein-like
Biological process (GO): protein folding
Cellular component (GO): nucleus; cytosol
Molecular function (GO): ATP binding; ATP-dependent protein folding chaperone
Source: RefSeq, a predicted model, not a curated record